AAGUAAAUGUUCACUAUGGCUGCACGUACCAUUGUUCUCCAUGGGCAACAAAUUAUAUGUUUUCAUGUAUUUUAGAAUUAUCCGACGCUUUAUUAAUACAGUGUGCUUUACGAUGACUAUUAGAACAUAUUAUGUGAGGGAAGUAUAAAAUAAAUAAUUGUUAAAGUGAAGAAGAACAUAAAAGAUGAGACGGUUUUACCUCCUCGUCUGUGUGAAUGGACUCGUCCUGCUCGUUGGCGUUCGCGAGAGUUGCUGCUGCGCAAAGAAACACGUCUGCGGCAUGUUGCCCAGCAACGACAGAUUUACCUGCGGCCAAAAAGACGACUGCGGACAAUUUCGAAUCCAGUGCAGCAUGAUCUGCGUGCGUGGCAGGGCUACAUCAGACAAAGAAAAAACUCUUAAUGUUUUCAAGAAGCAAUUAAAAACAGCGGAUAAAAACUGUUGCUCAGUGAACAGAUUCACUGCAGACUGCAAAUGUUCAAACCAUUAUAUUAAGACCGAUGCGCAGCACAGAACCAAGCGACUGAAGAGCCGCAAGGAGAGGAGUCAGAUGAGAGGUGCUGGGAAAGAAGCUUCAAAGUCCAAAUCACAUCACCAUCCCUUCCAUCGUCUACCCAGUAAAGACAUGGCAUAUUACCAUAACUGCUGUCAUAGUAGCUGUCAUUGUUCUUCAAGGAGAGACGCGCCAUUUCCAAAUGUCGUUCCUGCUGCACAGGAGCCCAGUGUCAUCACAGACAGUCGUCUGAUAGGACACCACGGCUUGUUCAACCAUGAGGUGAAGUCUAUCGACAUUGAACGUUUGCUAAGUAAGCAAAGGAAGAAAAGUGGACAACAUGUACAAGAAAAAAGCGGUUGUAUUUCACACCCAUCAACAUCUCAAAUUCCUUCUUCAUUCCCCACUAAUGAUGUGUUGUGUGCUGAUGCUCGUGAGACUAUGACAUUUCGAAAAAAAGCAGACCCCGCUACAAAGGCCCGUGACAAUUGCCUGGAGAAAGAGAGUAAGAUCAGUCAGGGUUCAGAUCUUACACCAGGGCAGAGAGCAGAGCAACAGCUUGAUCUUUCAUCUGGAAGUUUUAAAAGCAGCCUCUCAUCUAAGCACAGCUCUAUCAGCAGGAAGGGCAGAGAGUCACAGCAUACUCCCACUGUUGAUAGAGAAAAUGUGAAAAUAUUGAACAAGAAGGUAAAGGGACACACGCUAUCUACUCUGGAGCACACCCCAAAGAACCAGGACUCUCCUGUCCACCAAACCCAAGCUCCUGGUCUCAGCCCAAGCCCACUUCAGCUCUCCAGCUCACACUCUGCUGAAAGCUUUGACAUACGGCACAGGAGACCAGAUUCUGACUGUGUAUCUAAGACUGUCAGUGCAGUGGCAGCAGGUUUGUGCAACUGUCUGCAGUUCCCAGUCCCGAGAAGGAGAAGCCUAGUGGCAGAGAGCAGAGAGGUGCUCUUGAAAGCUCUACGGGAGAGACAUGGACCCCGGCUUCAGGAGAACCUCCUUGAGGUGCAGCGAUGCCUGACCUUUGUUACUGAUCCCACAAACGAAGUCCAGGAUCAGGAGCCUACCACGGUAGAUGAAGAUGAGCUCCUGACUAAAGCAUUUCAAGCCAACACUGCCAGUCAGCCACCUUUUGAAACUCAGAAAACCACAUCUCUCAAACUGACGAGAAGUGGGCAUUUUAACUGGAAGUCCAGUCCACAGCUACACAAAAACAUGAAACAGACUGCUGAAUGGUUGACCAGCCCUGUGGAGACUUCGGUCAGCCUUUUGGAUGAUAUCCUCAGAUCUACUUGCUCUCCUCAGUUCUGCAUGGACUUUGAGCCCUCUGGAGUUAAAGCCAGUGAUCAUUUGUUCGCUCCCUCUCAUACAUCAUGCUGGGAAGAAAAUGCCUCAGCAUCUCAGCACUGGGAAGACAGAUUCAACAAGGCAAAGAGCAAUGAGAAUGUUAUGUUUGGUUCUUUUUUGAACCACAACAGAGCAGUUACAGAGAGGGGCAGCAGGUCUCAAUAUCGCAGCAACAUCCAGCCUUUCUUUCCUUACCAAGCACAGCUGCCACAUAGAAAUUCAGCAAUGCACCCUCCCCGGGAGCAAGACCCAUUUGAAACAGACAGAAGCUCUUUCGCUCCCUUCUUCCAUGCCCAAAUCUGCCAUCCUCAGCAGAGCACCAACUUCGAGCCCUUCAGCCAAUUCAGUCACCCUUCAACUUGUCCUCCUCCUCAGUUCCCAUCACACUGACAUGAUGCAUUACCCCCCAUCUCACAUGAUUGAAAGAGACCCAGCACAUCCUCUAUCUUCUUUCCCCAGUCCUGAGCUCUGGUUCUUCCCCCCUAUGAGACUGUACUAAAGUGUGGUGAAGCACUCCAUAGAGACCUGCCUGUGAACAUUUCUUUGUCUAACUAAAAAAAUAGAAUUAUCUUGAUACUUUUUGUUCAGUCAGCAAAAAUAUGUGUUGUGUGCCUAUAUUUUAUUAAUAAAACACAGUAUUAAAUGUAAUGGCAACAGCUGUCAUCUCAAGAGUUAACUCUUUUAUUAUUUUGUCCCAUUUGUGCUGUGAUAAAGAAACACACAAUUAUGUAUUGUUUGCAUCCUUGGAGCAUUUUUUUAUGGAGAACUGUAUAUUAACACAUAUCUUCAAUAACACAGGUGAUAUAUUUUUUUACAGACCAAGAAUCUUAGCCAAGAAUGUGCUAUUGUGAAAGCUCUUUGGUUUUUUUUUUUAUGUUACCUAUGGGCUACAUUUAAAUGCAUAAAACACAUUUGUACAAUGGUGCAAGAGACAUGCAAUAUCAAGCAUUGCUAAAUAUAUAAUUAAGCCGAGCAGAGAUAUUAAAUUACAUUUCUGAUUCAUGGUUGCAUAAAUGAUUAUAAUAAAGGAUUGUUACUAGUCUUACAA
Molecule: messenger RNA, 2891 nt
Organism: Dicentrarchus labrax (European seabass)
Lineage: Eukaryota; Metazoa; Chordata; Actinopteri; Moronidae
Exons: 4
Coding region: 185-2233 (682 amino acids)
Source: RefSeq, a predicted model, not a curated record